Molecule: messenger RNA, 2096 nt
Organism: Paramecium octaurelia
Lineage: Eukaryota; Ciliophora; Oligohymenophorea; Peniculida; Parameciidae
Source: the annotation of a GenBank genome assembly
AUGUUAUAAAAUACAGCUUUUUCGGUGGGAUGGCUUGGAUCUUAACCUAUCAUUUCAAUCUCACUUUUGCGAUAUCUUGUGAAAACAGAUGUUGCUGCUCUUUAUGCUUCUUAGUUUUUCAUUAGACUAUGGUGUAUUGUUGCUUUCCUAAUAGCUUUCAUUUAGUAAUUAUUAUGUUUUAACAUCAUUAGCAAAAUUUUAAGUCUUCAACAUCCCACUAAGAAUUCGCCUCAUGAAUUAGCUUAGCCAUUUAGAUUUUCCUUUUCUCUUGUUUUCACUUGUGCAAUAUUUGAAUUCAUUCAAUUAGCCUUAACAAUUCACGCAGUAACAAUCGUAUAAAAUAUCAGUUAGCCUAUUACAGCAUUGUUCAUUACUUAGCUCUUUACUAAUUAUUCACAGCCUUCUUUAGAAGUUGGAUAAACAAUGUGACUCCGAAUACAAUAUUCUGUUCAUUUUUAUUAAUGGGCUUAGUCUAUUUAUUAGAAGAUUGGUUAGUACUAAUACCUGGCACUGCUUUUUAAAACAAAUAUCUUUCUAUUAAAAAAUCGUUUGAUUGGUAACCUCUUAUAAUGGUUAUUUGCGCAGCAGCCUCGCAUACACUUGGCAUUUGGAUGUUCAAGGUUUUGUCAAUGAAAAUGCAUUAAACUUAAAAAGCCUUUAUUGACAGGGUUUCUUGGUCAAACUAUAUAGCCGAUGAGCCUGACAAAAUCACCUAUAGUUUAUGCGUAGUCAAUAGUUUGUUCAGCAAAUAUUUAGAGGCUUAAUUGAGAAUACACUGUGAAACUAAUUCCAUGUAAAUCGAUGGACUCUCUUAAAAGGAAUUGCGAGCUUUAAUCAAGGAUUAUUUUGAUAACCAUCUAACUUACAGUUUUCAAUAUAUGGAGUAAUUCAAGAUAUUCAAUUUCAACAAAGAAGGUAAUUUUGAUGCAAUAUCUGAUAAGCCAUUGAUGAUCCUGCCAUAUAUAAGGAGGAAGACACUUUACUUAGGAGAUUGAUUAGGGAGAAGAUCUAUGAAAUGUAACUUGAGCACCAAAGAUACAAGGAAUUAUUUGGUUCUGAUAAGUACCUCAAUCUCUAAUUCGAAAUUCUAUUUGAAGAUUAUGGUAUACACGAAUACAUUUGGGAUGAUGAAACGCCUUAUAUUUAAUUGAUAAUUUCAUUUUUUGAGGGAAUCUUUUGUUUCUGUGCUGCCUUCUAUAACCAUGAAUACGAUGACUUAUUUUCAAAUGGAUACUAUGUAUAAAUGUCCCAUGUUUCUUAUUAUGUAUGGAUAACUAUAUUUUUGGGGGUUUUUUAAUUGCUAAAAAUAUUGUAAUGAUUUAAAACUAAAAGAUAGCUCAUUUAAAUUGAUGUUCCUGUGGAAUGUUCAAACCUAUUUUUUUAGUGGCAUUUUCACUGAGUUGAUAGUUGUCUAUAUUACUAUGCUUUGGAUUGAACCUGUUGGAUAUCUAUAAGUCUUAGGCUUAAUCUUAUCUUAUACCAUAAUGUGUGUAUUAUAUAGAUCUGCUGAAAAAGUGAGGGAUCAAAGUAAACUUAUUUAUAAUACUAAUUAAAUUAGAAAACAAACUCUUCUAUUUGAGUUUUAUUACUUUCUUAAUAAGAGUCCAGAAAUUUACAGUUAGAGAAGGAUCGUAAAUAAUCCAAAUGAUGUCCUUAUGUGCAGAAAGACUAAGUCUCAAUGAAUUUUUAAAGGUUUUGGCUUAAAUCCUCUGUACUCACGGGAUAGUUAGUUAUGAUUAAUUAAGAUAAAUCAAAUUUAGUCAUUUUGGGGAGAGUCCUUUCUUUUAAUUUUAGAUUCCAUUUAUCUUUCAAUCUCAACUUAGAUAUGAAAACAAUAUUGAAGAUCCCUAUCUUCCUGAAUUUGAUGAUGAGCAUCUGCUUAGAGAAGAGGACAAACAAACAAAGUUUGAGAGGUAAUCAUAUAAAUUCUACUAUUAAGAUAUGUUAUUGAUAGUAAAUAUGAGAAUGAGAAAUAAUAAAUGAAGGAUGAAGUCAAAUAGUAAGUUAUGGAGAAUAGAAAGUUGAAUAAAUCAAAAAUACUGUAAAGCAACAUGUAGCAAUCAAGAAUUGUUUAAAUUGAUGAUCAUCAAGAGUGA